CCGCGCUCCACCGCGGGCGCGGCGACGUUUCCCCGCGGUCGUCGAUGACGUCUGCCAACCGUCAGCAUUCUACGAGAUAGAUGGGCGCGACGUUCACCUUCAACGGCGCCCCGCUGACGUUGAUCGGCGGCGUGGACGCGAGCUACCCCGCGACGGAAACAGACGACGCGGUCGCGGUCGCGUGCCUGGCCGUCCUGUCCUUCCCGUCGCUCGAGACGGUCCGCCUCGACUUCGAGCCGUUCGCGCCCGCCGCCGAGUACGUCCCCGGCCGACUCGCGGACCGCGAGCUUCCGCCGUACCUCGCGCUGCUCCGACGGUGCCCGCGCCCGCUCGCGCCGCAGUGCGUCUUCGUGGACGGCAACGGGGUGUUACACCCGGAACGGUUCGGCAUCGCGUGUCGACUGGGCGUCGACGCGGCGACGCCGACGAUCGGCGUGGCCAAAAAUUUACUCCGAGUGGACGGCGUGGACGCGCGCGCGCGAUCGAAGCGCGACCGCGACGCGAGUGACGUCGGCGAGGUCGAGCUCGUGGACGACUCGGGGACCGUUGUCGGCGUGGCGUUAUCCGGGCACGACGUUGCCGGCGUCGUGACGAAGCCCGUGUACGUCAGCGCGGGCGCGGGGAUGGAUUUGGCGACGGCGACGGCGUUGACGCGCGCGUGCUCGCGGCAUCGCGUCCCGGAACCAAUUCGCGCCGCGGACGUCGCGUCGAGGGCGUGGCUGCGCGAGCAUCAGGGCGCGA
Molecule: messenger RNA, 741 nt
Organism: Micromonas pusilla CCMP1545
Lineage: Eukaryota; Viridiplantae; Chlorophyta; Mamiellophyceae; Mamiellales; Mamiellaceae
Exons: 2
Biological process (GO): DNA repair
Cellular component (GO): cytoplasm; nucleolus
Molecular function (GO): RNA endonuclease activity producing 5'-phosphomonoesters, hydrolytic mechanism; single-stranded RNA binding
Source: RefSeq, a predicted model, not a curated record